This is a messenger RNA of Sinocyclocheilus anshuiensis, 3168 nucleotides long. RefSeq names its product sodium/potassium/calcium exchanger 3-like. The record is from RefSeq and is a predicted model, not a curated record. Gene Ontology annotation, molecular function: calcium, potassium:sodium antiporter activity; calcium channel activity. The coding region runs from base 293 to 2230 and encodes 645 amino acids. The transcript is spliced from 19 exons. Gene Ontology annotation, cellular component: plasma membrane. Gene Ontology annotation, biological process: intracellular calcium ion homeostasis; calcium ion transmembrane transport. Lineage: Eukaryota; Metazoa; Chordata; Actinopteri; Cypriniformes; Cyprinidae.
AGCGCGAGAAAGAGGGACACAGAUGGAGAUGGAUGUGGAUGUGAUUAGAAUGCUUAGAAACUGAGACAAUAUGUGAAAACACUUGAAUAAUUUCGCGCUCAGUGACAGUUUAAGAUAUUUGCGUUGUAUCUUGAUAUUACUAAAUAUCAAGGAAGGGGUAAAUAUCGUUAAGUGAAAGAUGAUAGUGUAUCUUUAUUGAAGCGAUAGGAUGCUGAGGUGACUGGCGUAUGGCUGAAUUUAAGCAAGCUAGUCCGCCGUAUGUUGAAAAGAAAGGCCAAAAUAGGUGGUGUGAAUGAAAGAAGAGGGCUUCUCUCUUGGAUGGACAUGUUUUGAGAGGUGUGGUGGAGGGAUGAAGGCGGUGUUGGCAUCCAGGCGGCAGCGGCUCUUCUAUCGGCUCUUCAUAUGUGCUGUCGGGCUCAUCGCCGUCACCUGCUUCGCUCAAAUUCUUCAUGUAACAGCCCAUUCCAAAGAGGAUUCGGACCUGACUUGGGCCCGGCGUAAACUAACCCAGCAGAUUGUAGAGGAGAACCAGACAUCCAGUACACCCAGAGCUGCUAUCCAUGAAUUUCCAGAGGACAUCUUCACUAAGGGACAGAGGAGGCAUGGGGCAAUUCUACUGCAUGUGUUUUGUGCAGUUUACAUGUUCUACGCCCUUGCUAUUGUCUGCGAUGUCUACUUUGUCCCCUCUCUGGAAAAAAUCUGUGAGAAUCUGCACCUCAGUGAGGAUGUUGCAGGUGCCACUUUCAUGGCAGCAGGCAGCUCCGCCCCCGAGCUUUUCACAUCUUUGAUUGGUGUGUUCAUCACCAAGGGAGACCUGGGGGUGGGAACUAUUGUGGGAUCAGCUGUCUUCAACAUCCUGGUCAUCAUCGGAGUUUGUGGAAUAUUUGCUGGACAGACCAUCACUCUGACCUGGUGGCCGCUNNNNCGUGACUCUAUCUACUACAUCCUCUCAGUGUUGGCCUUGAUUCUGAUCAUAUAUGACGAAAAAGUAAUUUGGUGGGAGACUAUAAUCCUCAUAACAAUGUAUGGAGUUUACAUCCUUAUCAUGAGGUUUAACAGUCAGAUUUGGGGCUGGGUGGAGCAGAGGUUUGGCAUCCCAGGUCAGCCGUGUUUGAUGAGCAGUCUGUGCAGAGAUGUGUCGGUAGGAGAGGCAAGCCCACACUGUGACACCUCCAUGAUCCUCUUGAAGAAAGGUCAGAAUGCGGGUGGCCAGGACUCCCCGGUGGUGAUGGUGGAUGAGUUGAUGAGUCUACACCCUCACCAGUUCUCUUUCUCAGAGGCAAGCCUCCGUGUCAUGAUCACGCCCCACUUCUCCCCCCGCCCUCGCCUCAGCAUGGCCGGACGCAUGCUCAUCACUGAGAGGCAGAGACUGAUUAGAAACAGGAGCCCUGGAGACAGCAGUGGCAGCGGAGCAGGGGACACUCCUGGCCAAGAUUGUCCAGGCAUGGAGGGGGUUCCUUGGGGUCUGGAGAAUGGAGGGGCCCUUGAGAGUGAAACGCAACCCCUGGAGGAACCUAGGCAACCUAGGGGCCAAGGAGGGGAUUUAGAACGAGUAGCAGACAUAGGGGACACACAGCCUAAAGAUGAUGAGGAAGAGGAGGAGGAGGAGGAGGAAGAGGCAGAUGAGGAACAACCCUUCAGACCUCUUACUGUGCCAGAGGGGCGCUGGGAGCAAGUCAGGUGGGUGUUGUCAUGGCCCUUAGGCUGCCUUCUGUACUACUCUGUCCCAAACUGUGUUUUGCCUCGCUGGGAGCGCUGGUGCAUGGUUACCUUUGUGGCCUCAACACUCUGGAUUGCCGUGUUCUCCUACCUCAUGGUGUGGAUGGUCACCAUUAUCAGUUUUACACUGGACAUUCCAGAUGUUGUCAUGGGUAUUACGUUUCUAGCAGCAGGCACCAGUGUCCCAGACUGCAUGGCUAGUCUCAUAGUUGCCCGUCAAGGUAUGGGAGACAUGGCGGUGUCCAACUCGAUUGGCAGCAACAUCUUUGACAUUCUGCUUGGUCUUGGUUUCCCAUGGGCUUUGCGCACUCUAGUGGUUGAUUAUGGGUCAAUGGUCUUCAUUAACAGUAAGGGGCUGCUGUACUCAGUGAUUCUUCUCCUUGCUUCUGUUUUUCUCACUGUACUGAGCGUGCACCUGAACCACUGGAGGCUGGACCGGAGGUUAGGCCUCGGGCUUAUGUUCCUGUAUGCCAUCUUCCUGCUCUGCUCCAUCUGCUUUGAGAGACUCUAGAUCCCGCUUUCCAUGUUUUGCUUAGCUGUAGGGUAGAUCUAGACCUAGAUAACCAUAUUUUAACCCCAGUCACUGCUUUAUUAGUAGCGGUUAUUUCAGCAAUGGUUUGAGUCCGGAGUAGUGAACGUUACAUUUUGAAGCGUGACUCUGCUCCGGCUUUAAGCCAAUCACCUGCGAGACAGUGCUGCCAAACUCAAGGAGACUGUACUUCAUACUGUACCUCUGAAACAUUUCUACUUAGCAUACAGAGCUUCUUUAAGAGAACAAAAAUCAGUUUCAAUUUCAAGGUGUGAUGAAUUUAUACAAGCGGUAUUAAAUGUUUACAGCACACAGGACACUUCCUCUAGCCUCGCCUUUUGCAUAUUUCUAUUCUGAAAUCUUAUAGUCACAAUCAAGCAUGAUACGAAGAAAAAUAUGACAUUGCAAGUGUGUUACUACUAAAAAGAGUUCUAUUAACUCUUGUAACAGAGAUCACUCAAUUUAUUGCAUUACUUUGCAUUAUUUAUUUUUGACUUUAGGUCUGUAAAAAUGUGUGCUUUAGGAUUCGAGGAUUUUCCUGUUUCGGUAUAUUUAAGAGCAGUUUGUUCAUUUUUGUGUUGUUUCUUGAAAAAGAAAAUAUUCUGGUAUUUUGGAAAGCAUUUCUUGUAGUAUUACUGAUUAACCAAAAACAUCCCCUGCCUUUGGUAAGUGUUUACAUACCAAACAUACAUAGUUUUAUAUAAAGUCCCGCUUUAGAGGUGUCUGCUGAACAUUUUGAUUUGUUGUAAUGAAAUUACUUUUGUGCCCUGCUACAACACUAUGAUUAUGAACAUGAGAAAGAAACAAUCAAUUAAAUCUUUAACAAUGUGUAACCAUUAUUCACAAAUAACUGCUUUAUACACAGGCCUUUACCAUGUUAAAAGCACCAAAUGAAGAUGUCGGUAAUCUCAAUAUAGUUA